AUCUACUCUAAUUUUUUCACACUUUUACAGCCAUUUUCAAAGGUUUUUUUCAAGCCAAAUAUUCUCUGAGAAAUGGAAAGAACGAGCUCGAGAUAUUAAUAAAAUUCCUCGCUCAGCUGGAAACCAUUUCACAUUCCGUCUACAUGAAGUAGUGCGCAGUCAAGCGUCAAAACAAUACUCAAAUAUUUUCAUUCGAUAUUUCGUGUCAAACUAUAAAUAAUAUAUCUCAUAUUUUUAUAUUCUACAUAUAAUGGUAUGUUGUCUUAACUUUAUAUCUAGUUAUUUUCUUGUAUACUUUACAUAAUUAUGUGUGUUUUAUUAGCGUUUUUAUCUGUCUUAUACACUGUUUACAUUUGACAUUUGUGACACAGAAUUGUUGCAAUUAAUUGUUCUAGUUGUUGUGUUAAUUUUAUAGGCAGAAAGCUUCUCGCAACAUCAAAUUGAUGGUAAGUUUAUAUAAAUGUCCAGGUUUACGUUUGUUUAAGUUUCAUAAAGUGACAAAAGUAUUGUACAUUUGUACUUCUUGAUUUGAAAUAGAAAUUGUUUACACUAAAUUAGACUUUUCUUAGCUAUUAAUUUAUUUUAUCUACUGUAGCUAUGUGAUCUAGUUAAAUUUACAUCUCGUAUUAUAUAGGAACCUGCAAAUAAGUUGCCAAAGACAUUAUUGUACACUGUAUUAAUAGUACUAAUUGAAAUGGAUCCUGUUCAAUUAACUGGAAAUAAUAUUGGAAAUAUAUUGAAAAUAUCAAUAAAGUGAUAUGUUGAAAAGUGUAAUUUGAAAACAUGUUUAAAAUUGUCUUUGUUCAGUUUUCAGAGACUGCUUCAAUUUGUACGACAAGAAUCGCGAUGGAAAAGUCGAAAAAGAAGAACUGACCAAAAUCAUGCGAGCUUUGGGUCAUCCUGUCACACAUAUUGAGAUUUUUGAAAUAAUGAAAGCGCAUGGUAAGGCGAGCCAUUGAUAUGGGCUUUGCUACAGCCUGGGCAAUGGUCAAGCCCAUCUUGAUCUAAUCUUCUUACCCUGUUAGCUUAUGCCCGUUCCUAAUAUGCUGUUCCAACAACUUGUCAACAGGAUGUGUUCGCACUGCUUGUUCCCAGCUUGUUGACAACUUGCUACAAGGUUGCUGAGCACAACAGACUUGUUACAAGUUGUUCCAGCAAAUAAUUAUUGUCCUGCAAUUCAACAAUUUAUCAACAAGUUGUGAGUGACAACCUUGUAGCAACUUGAUAAAAUAAUUAUAGCGUUGUUACAACUUGUUGGCAAACUUGCUACAAGCCUGUUGCGAACACAUCUUGUUGACAAGUUGUGAGAUUUUUAUAGUGUACUCCUAUAGUAAAUCAUGCAUGGACCAUAAAAGGGAUGGCAAUUACUGUACCGUGAAGAAUUGUUUAGAACUUAUAGAGCAAUCCAGUAUAAAUAAAGUUAGUAUAGUUCAGUUCAACAUUUGGUAGUUGGUAAUCGUCCAAUCUUUUCUAGGAAAAGCGAGCGUUACAUUCCCCGAGUUCGUGAAAAUGCUUGCCGCACAAAAUGCAAAGCAUGUCAACAUUGAAAGGGAGAUCCUCAAUGCAUUCGCUUUGCAAGACAGAAGCAGAAAGGGUUACAUCAGCCGUGGUGAAUUUGAGCAUCUCCUUGUGAAAGGCGGGGAGCAAAUGACAAAACAUGAAGGUUCGUAUCCCCCCCUCCCCCUGACUGCCAACCUUUUUAUUACUUUGAGAUAAUAACACAGUGGUAUAUACAAAGAGGACGUUGUAGCCCCAAUAUUUUUCAACAGUUGAAACUAUGAUCACCACCACUGAGUAAAUGUUGUUUUCUCCGUCAGAUAUUUCAACAAAUUGUUGGAUAUAUACUUUUUCGUUGUAGUGCAACAACUUUUGUCACAGUAUGGCUUUGAUAAAAUGAUCACGCAAAUUAACUAUCAAGGUAAAAAAAUAUUAGUUAAAUUUACGGUCUGUGAGUGUAGUUAGUGACAAAAACACUAGAAAAAAUACAUGUAAAACAUCGAUGUUUCGAGCGAAUGCCCUCAGUGGCGUAACAGAACCUCCUGAGGCCCACCGUCAAAUCUUUAAGUGUGGCCCUAUUUUUCCCCCAAAAAAGGAAAAAGGGGGGAUGGGAAAAAAAGCGGGGGGUGGGAAAAAAAAUUUUUCGAACCAUAUUCCUUAAAGGUGAUCUACAGUCCGAUCUGCGCAUGUGCACAAAUGAGCCCACUUUUUAUGAUACAAACAGUUUAACUAUGUUUUGAGUUCUUGAAAAGCCUAAUUGUUGUUUCUUGCUCAUUUAUUAUACUCUAGAAGCUUGAAAAUAUAAAUAGUUGUCGAAUAAAGCUCAAUAUUUUGGACACAAAAAUGUAAACAAAGGCUUUGUUUACAUACGGACUGUAGAUCACCUUUAAGAUGCUCUUUCCAGCUAUGGUAAUGGCAUUCGUUCUUGUCUAGAUCAAAAUUUCGCCUAUAGCUGGAGUCACCAUUUGUAUUUUUUUUUUUUCAUUUAGAACUCAGUCAACGAAUCAGUGCAAGCUCUAAAGCAUGGUAGCAGAUGUAGAACAAUGUCCUUGAUGUGAACUAUCUUCUACCUUUUUUUCUAUUUCUAAAACAUUAUUUAUUAAGUAUGAACGUAGGGUAGUAUAUUAACUCUGAUGUAGCACGUCAUGUAACAAUGUGCAAGUUGUUAUUUAUGCCGUAGUAUUUAUGCAUUUUUAAAAUAUAUCAUAUUUGACCAA
Messenger RNA from Paramuricea clavata, 2714 nucleotides. The record is from the annotation of a GenBank genome assembly. Lineage: Eukaryota; Metazoa; Cnidaria; Anthozoa; Malacalcyonacea; Plexauridae.